UUACAUAAUAUCGACUCUUUAAAUUCAAGAGCCAGGAGGCUGAGAGACAGAUCUCACUGAAGGUGUGGUGCCAGGCGGAGGGGAAUUCUCCAGUCAGAUCUGAUCAAGUCUGUUUUUGCCUUGCAGACAUGAGCGAGGUGACCCGAGAGUCGCUGAAAGCAGCCCUGAAGCAGCUGAGCUGUCACUUUACGUGGAAUUUAUUUAAGGAUGAGAAUAGCAUCGAGAACCUGGAGGGGAAGAUUGUAGACAGCAUUGGGUUUCUCUGCCCUCAGUCCAAAGCGUCAGGACACAACCUCCUGGCCUACCUGAAACAUCUGCAGGGUCGCGACGAGGAAGCCCUGCGCUGCCUCCAGCAAGCCGAGGAGCUGACCCAGCAGGAGCACCCUGGCCAGGCUGAAGUCAGGAACCUGGUCACUUGGGGCAACUAUGCCUGGCUGUACUACUACAUGGGCCGGCUGGAGGAGUCCCGUACCUACCUGGACAAGGUCACGCAGACGUGCAGGAAGUUUGCAAGCCCGUACAGGAUCGACUGCCCAGAGAUGGACUGUGAGGAAGGCUGGGCCAGGCUCAAGGGCGGCAAUCGCUACGCAGAACGGUCCAAGGCCUGUUUUGAGAGGGCUCUGGAGAAGGAGCCCCUCUGCCUGGAGCUUCGUGUGGGCCUGGCCAUCGCCACCUGUGGUCAGGAUGAGGUCAGUAGAUCAUGGAGGCACCAACCUCUUGACCUCCUGAGGCAGACCCUUGAGCUGGAUCCUGAUAACAAUUACCUCAAGGUGCUCCUGGCCUUGAAACUCCAGAAAAUGAACGACAUAGCCACAGGAGAAAAGUUAGUGGAAGAAGCCUUGGAAAAAACCCAGUCACCAGAGGUCUUCCGGCUGGCUGCCAAAUUUUACCGGAGCCAAGGUUUCCUGGAAAAAGCCCUCAGCCUGUUUGAGAAGGCUUUGGAGUUUCAGCCUGCCACGAGCUCACUCUACCACCAGAUCGGAUGCUGCUGUCGAAGCCUGGCCAGCCAGCUCCUUCACAGGGACAAGAUGGAGGAGCUCCGGGACCCUGGGACCCGAGAGAAGGUGAAGCAGCUGCAGAGCCGUGCCGCUGAGUAUAUGGAAAAAGCCCUGGAGAAGAACGGCUGCUACCCUAAUAUGUACUUAGACCUUGCCUCCAUGUACACAGUGCUAGGCCACCACAGUAAGGCGGAAGACAUCUACCAAAAAAUACUGGUAAUGGAGCAGCUCACGGACAAUGAGAAGCAGCAGAUGCACCAGCGUUAUGGGAACUUCCAGGACUAUUUCCGGGGCCAGAGAGACAUUGCCAUUCACCAUUAUUUAGAAGGUGUGAAAAUAGGGGGAAAAUCUGCUGAGUAUGAGAAAAUGAAGUCCAGACUGCAAGAAUUAGCAGUCCACCAGGGAUCCCAAAAGUCACCCUCCUUGCAGGGCUGGAGGCUGCUGGGGUUCCUGGCCAAGAUGAAUGGAGAUGAGUCACUGGCCAUUGAGUACUAUGAGAAGGCUCUGGGCAUCCUGUUCAAACAUUCCAGCUCAGGCAUUGCAAGCCUCUUCCCCUCUCCUUCCUCUCCAGAGGCAGAGAGAGAGGAGGGCCCAGGAAGGGUCCUGUUCCAAGGGCGCAGUGAUGGUGCCGCUUCUGUGCUCAAUGGGGAGAGCAAAACCAGGCAAGAAAGACAGGAGAUGCCUACGAAGAUGAAUGGGUGUCCGGGGAGAGCCAGCCCACCCUUCCUAGGGUCUCAGAACAGGGUCGCUUUUGCGUACAAUUGCAGUGAAGAAUAGCGAAUAAGAACUGGUGGCCUAGAAUGACCAGAGAGAUAGUGGUGUUGGAGACGUUGACUGUGAUGCACAAGAUGGCUCGACCGGGAAGCUGGUGCUUCCCCGGCAGCCUCCUCUGAUCCAAGCGACAGGCCUGUCAUUUUUUAGAUGUUAUGGGCAAAAGGACCUGUAGCCAACUGAGGACAUUGACUUUGACCCAAGAGCUACCGAUUUCUUCUUUGUCUUCUCUGAUCCCACACCGAUAGCAUCAUUUCACGGCUCAGAGUCCAUUAGGGGCUCCACAUUGCCCCCCAGUAAUGUCUAAACUUAGCUCAGCAUUUGAGGAACUUCCCGUCUGGUUGUAAUUUACUCCUCUGGACCCUUCACAGCACCUUCCCCCAGGAGUCCUCCAGACUACAUCUGAAAUGGCCUCAGCAUGCUGAUUCUGCUCAUCUUUGAGCCCUUGCUCGUGAGAUUUCCUAGACCAGACGUCGGGUCACCUGCUCCCCUUUCCAUUUCCAGCUAUGGAAAUCCCACCCACCCUUCAAUAGGCCAUUCAAAUGGAUCAUUUCAUGUCAUUAUCUCCUACAGCUGGAAAUAGCUCCUCUCCCCUAAGUCUCGGACAGCCCUUAUCUGCAGCUCUUUCAUUCAUGUUGUACGAUCAGUGUUGUUCAUCUAUAGUUCACCUCCCCUCCUGUUCCCCUUCUGACGUUGUAAUAUGCAGUCCUUAGGACAGUGCCUGGCGCACAGUAGAUGAUUAAUAAAUUAAUACAUUUAGAACAGG
Vombatus ursinus (common wombat) is the source of this 2535-nucleotide messenger RNA. RefSeq names its product interferon-induced protein with tetratricopeptide repeats 3-like. The record is from RefSeq and is a predicted model, not a curated record. The coding region runs from base 129 to 1775 and encodes 548 amino acids. Gene Ontology annotation, molecular function: protein binding. NCBI's taxonomy places the organism in Eukaryota, Metazoa, Chordata, Mammalia, Diprotodontia, Vombatidae. Gene Ontology annotation, cellular component: cytosol. The transcript has 2 exons. Gene Ontology annotation, biological process: defense response to virus.